CGGAGCGAUCCGGGCGGGCUGUGAGGAGGUUUAUGAGGCACUGCUGGCGGCCAGGCAGGGCUCAGUGUGAGGCGAGCUGUAGAGCGGUCGGGUUGCUCGUGUGCUCUGUACAGCCGUUAGGUUCUACCACACCCCACAGCCAGGCCGAGCCACCAUGGCUGAUCAACUGACAGAAGAGCAGAUUGCAGAAUUCAAAGAAGCUUUUUCACUAUUUGAUAAGGAUGGUGAUGGUACUAUAACCACAAAGGAGUUGGGGACAGUGAUGAGAUCGCUUGGUCAAAACCCCACAGAAGCAGAGCUACAGGAUAUGAUCAAUGAAGUAGAUGCUGAUGGCAAUGGCACAAUUGACUUUCCAGAGUUUCUGACAAUGAUGGCAAGAAAAAUGAAAGAUACAGAUAGUGAAGAAGAAAUUAGAGAAGCGUUCCGUGUGUUUGACAAGGAUGGUAAUGGUUACAUUAGUGCUGCAGAACUCCGUCAUGUGAUGACAAAUCUUGGGGAGAAGCUAACAGAUGAAGAAGUUGAUGAAAUGAUUAGGGAAGCAGACAUUGAUGGUGAUGGUCAAGUAAACUAUGAAGAGUUUGUACAAAUGAUGACAGCGAAGUGAAGACGUUGUACAGAAUGUGUUAAAUUUCUUGUACAAAAUUGUUUAUUUGCCUUUUCUCUGUUUGUAACUUAUCUGUAAAAGGUUUUUCCCUUACUGUCAAAAGAAUAUGCAUGUAUAGUAAUUAGAAGGCCAUUCCUCCAUGUUUUUCUCCUUUAUCUUACUGUCAUUGUUCUGAUUUUUGGAAAAUUGAUCUAAGUAACAAAUGUUGCAUGUGGCUUACUCUGGAUAUUUAAGCCCUUCUGCACAUCUAAAGUUAGAUGAGUUGGUUAACUGAGGGAACAUCUGGGUUGUCUGUUUUUAAAAAAGUAGCUUUCUUUAGGAGACUUAGGUAUGACUAGUGUAACAAGUUACAUAAAGUAAGUUAGGGUUUACCAUGCAUUAGCAAUUCCUUAAAGUGACAUGCUGGCUCUAGUUCUCCAGUACAUAAAGGUGUUUAUUCCACUUUCUGUGAUGGAGGAUGAAGACUCUUGCAGCUAACUGCAGGAUAAAACCAUGUGAAUAGUAUAUAUACAUGUAGCUAAUGCACUGUAAAAAAAUCAUUCUCCUAGCUUACUUCACAGUAACUUGUUUGUGGCCAUACCUGUAACAUGUUGUUGAAAUGUGGAGUCUUAACGUUGUGGACGAUUGACAGUCAACAAUAUGAAACUUAAGUUGCACUAAUGCAAAACGGGUGAUUUAUCCAGGUACUCGUACACAAGUUUUUUUUGUACUGCUGGUCCUGUACCAGAAAACAUUUUUCUCCUCUUGUUACUAUGCUUUUUAAACUUUGUUUAGCCACUUAUUUUCAAAAGAAUCUGCUUAUGGCACGAUUUGCCUCAAAUCCAUUCCAAGUUGUAUAUUUGUUUUCCAAUAAAAAAAUUACAAUUUA
Messenger RNA from Falco peregrinus (peregrine falcon), 1472 nucleotides. It is a transcript of the gene CALM2, whose product is annotated as calmodulin 2. The record is from RefSeq and is a predicted model, not a curated record. The transcript has 6 exons. Lineage: Eukaryota; Metazoa; Chordata; Aves; Falconiformes; Falconidae. The coding region runs from base 155 to 604 and encodes 149 amino acids. Gene Ontology annotation, molecular function: calcium ion binding.